Molecule: messenger RNA, 1497 nt
Organism: Coffea arabica (coffee)
Lineage: Eukaryota; Viridiplantae; Streptophyta; Magnoliopsida; Gentianales; Rubiaceae
Source: RefSeq, a predicted model, not a curated record
AUGGCUCAUAGGAUCAAUCCAACGCCGAUCAAUCAAGGCAGUCCUCAAUCGACGCCCGGGAAAUCAUUCCCCGAACGUCCUCAGAAAAUCGCCAGAGUCAACCCCAUUGGAGAAUCCGGCUGCGAAGAAGAAGAGAAUCAGCGAAAAGGCCCGAUAGUUACCGAAACUAAAAUGAAUCCGAACCCUAGAGUUCAGCGCUAUUUGAUUGCAAUCGAGUAUAUUGGGACCCGCUUCGCCGGAGCUCAGCAGCAAUCCAAUUGCCGCACCGUCGUCGGCGUUCUGGAGGAGGCUUUUCACAAAUUCAUUGGACAGCCUGUUUCAAUAUUUUGCUCUAGCCGAACGGAUGCAGGAGUUCAUGCCUUAUCAAAUGUUUGCCAUGUAGAUGUUGAAAGGAUAAGCAAAAGGAAACCUGGUGAUCUCUUUUGGUGUUACCUCCCAUGUGUGGUCAAGAAAGCUGUCAACCAUUUCUUACAGAAGAAUGAGGGUGAUAUCAUGGUCAUUGAUGUUCAGAGUGUUCCAUCUGAUUUUCAUUCUAGAUACAAAGCUCAAGAACGCACGUACUUCUAUCGAUUACUGUCUGGUCCCGAACCUUUGUCAACAUUUGAAAAAGACCGUGCUUGGCAUGUUGCGGACGAACUAGACCUUCUAUCUAUGCAGAAGGCAUGCCAAGUUUUAGUUGGACGUCAUGAUUUCAGUUCUUUCAGGGCUGCUGCAUGUCAGGCAAAGUCGCCAAUCAGAUCUUUGGAUGAAUUGAAUGUUACUGAGGUUGUUUCACCUCUAUCUUCCCUUCUAUCAAAGAGAGAGAACAGAGCAAUUAUUUAGUAGAAGAUUCUUUUGCAACCUCCCUGAAAUCAGAAAUCUGAGGUUUCACAUGUUUCUUCAACAAUCACCUCUCAAGUUGAGCCUAUUCCAACAUUUGGCAUGAGAAAACAGCAUCGUUGCUUUGUGGUAACUGCACGAGCACGUUCUUUCCUUUUUGAACAGGUUAGGUUGCUGUUGGUGUUCUCAAAUCUGUUGAACGGAAACUUAACAGUAAAUGACGUGGAACGCAUUCUGAAAGCAAAGACAGUAGCUGCAGCAAGUCCGAUGGCCCCAGCAGUGACUCUAACCUUGGACAUGUUAAGUUCGAUCUGGCUUCAGAUAUGUGAAUUGGUCAUCUCCAAGGAAGGACUCUGUUUCAUGAUGAUUUUUCACCAAUUCUAUCAUUUGCUUGCAUAACACCCGAUUGUUUCAAUUCUCAUGGCUGCUUAGAUGACAUUGCAUUGUGUGUUUGAUAUACUCAUUAAGUGCACCUAACUUCAUGUUUUACCAGAAGCCGUGAAGAGUUCUGCUUCCUGGGUAUACAACACUCAUUUUGUGUCUCUCUUAGGAUAGACUGAGAAGGGCUAUUGAGAGUUGUCCGACUUUAUGAAGCAAACAAGAAUAGCAUCUUUGUGUCUUGAUUUAAAUUGUGAAAGGAGCCGCAAAUUACUCUAUUAAUUUUGUUAGCUCAUGCAA